Molecule: messenger RNA, 6149 nt
Organism: Lampris incognitus (smalleye Pacific opah)
Lineage: Eukaryota; Metazoa; Chordata; Actinopteri; Lampriformes; Lampridae
Gene: ddah1
Product: dimethylarginine dimethylaminohydrolase 1
Exons: 6
Coding region: 612-1460 (282 amino acids)
Biological process (GO): arginine metabolic process; positive regulation of nitric oxide biosynthetic process
Molecular function (GO): amino acid binding; dimethylargininase activity
Source: RefSeq, a predicted model, not a curated record
UGCGUAAUCCGCAACACAAGGUAAAACGGAACCGAACCGGACCGACCUCGAAAAGGGUUCCGUUAGCUCCCACCCUUACGCGCAAGAACCACGUAAAACAAACAAAACCUCGUUCAAACCACGACCCGAGUCCAGCCACUAUCAAACCACGAUCCCGGGUCCAGAGAGCGGCUGUGUCGGCUUGUGACCGUUUCGCUCGCUUUUGGCCGUCGGCGUUAACUAAGCGUGAAACGCGGUCUCCGCGAGAGUCGGGUCGGCCCGGAUGUGCGGUAGAAGCCAAAGCUUCUGCUGUCACUUGGUUGGGCUGGCUGUCCGCGAGCGGCGCGCUGACAAGGCUCGUACACGUGAUAGUCGGCGCGCGUCAUCAGAGAAGCUGUCGCUCGCCUCGAGGUCGGAGCGGGCUUUGACAGGUUUCGCACGUCUGUGUAAAUAAAGAAUAUACAAAAAAAAAUCAUAAACGGACCAAAAAAAAGAAAGAAAACAAACUGAGCGGUUGUGUCGGGUCCACUCCCCGCAUCUACUUUCAUUCAUUCGCGCGGUGUAGGCAUAUCAGGAUUGGAGGUUGGCGAGUUAAGAAAAAAAAAGAGAAAAGAGAAAACAGCCCCAAAAGCAUGGCUGGUUUAAUGGCAGGUUUCGGUCAUUUCACCCACGCCGUCGUCCGGGGUGUCCCCGCUUCCCUCGCCAAAGAGGCGCUGAGGACUAACCAGCUGGAGGUGGACCCGGAGAAGGCGCAGAGGGAGCACGACGCCUAUGUGGAGGUUCUGAGGAGCAAACUCGGACUGGAGGUGGUCGAACUGCCCGCCGACGAGACUCUCCCCGACUGCGUGUUCGUGGAGGACGCGGCCGUGGUCUGCGGGGACACGGCGCUCAUUACGAGACCCGGGGCAGAGAGCAGGAGGAACGAGACGGAGGCGAUGAAAUGUGCCCUGAAGGAGCUGGAUCUAAACAUCAUGGAAAUGGCCGAUGAGAACGCCACUCUGGAUGGAGGAGACGUCCUUUUCACAGGUCGAGAGUUUUUUGUGGGCCUCUCCAAACGGACCAAUCAGAGAGGGGCAGAGAUCCUGGCAGAUGCAUUUAAGGACUAUGCUGUCUCGACUGUCCCUGUGCUGGAGGGGCUGCACCUGAAGAGUUUCUGCAGCAUGGGGGGACCAGGUCUCAUUGUCAUCGGCUCAAGCGAACCAGCUCAGAAAGCCCUCAAAAUUAUGCAGCAAAUGAGUGACCACCGCUAUGACAAGCUCACCGUGCCCGAUGAUCUUGCAGCUAACUGCAUCUACAUGAACCUGCCCAACAAGGGACACGUGUUGCUGCACUGCACACCAGAGGAGUUUCCAGAGAGUGCAAAGGUGUUUGAGAAGCUGAAGGACCACAUGCUGAUCCCCGUGUCCAACAUGGAGAAAGUCAAAGUGGAUGGAGCCCUCACAUGCUGCUCCGUACUCAUUAACAAGAAGGCCAACAUCUGAGCAUGCUCACGGAGGGGGUCUCUCAGCGCAGGGUCACCGAGGGGAGCCUGCAGACAACCACCGAGGGUCAACAAGGUUUCCCAAAGCAUCUUGGCACCGGGGGGAAAGGCAUAGGAAACUGUGUUGGCACCUGAGCCAAAAAAUUCUCUUGACUGAUAAAGGGCUCUCACGUGUUACCUUCAACUGACCAAACACUCUUACAGUAGAAGAAGAAACGCUUCAGUAAAAACAAUGAGCCUUAGCUUAUCUUGAGUUGCACUGGAACAAAGACUAUUUGGAGCUGCUACAAGGAGUUCUUCACCGACUAGUUCACCGGCCCAGUUCAGCGUUGGUGCCUCUGUAUGCCCGGCAUAAGCAGACAAGACCAUCAGCGACAAGAUUAGGUAUUGUUAUAUAACGACCCCAAAUGCUUAUCCACCGGGUUGGAUUCCCGGCGAAACCCGACGAAACGAUUUACGGCACACAGAUGGAGUACGUGGUGACAAUUUAGAUAGAUAGAUACAUGACCUCAUCGCCGUAUAUCUUGUUUAGACACCUGUUUGUUUUUUUCCAAAAGGCCACUGCAUCUCUUCCCUUUUCUCUUCAAAACAGAUGCAUGAGCUACCAGAGGCCUGAACCUUUGCAGCAAGAGGCGACGCUUCUGCAAAAAGGAAGUCGUCGUUCCGCCGAAACACCGCCACUUUUAUCCACAGGUGCAGGGUCCAGAAAAAUCAAAAUCUCCUUGUAGCAACUGCAAGUGCCAAGAUGCUUUCGGGAAACCUCGGCCCAUUGAAAAGUCAGUCUUCUGUUUGCUUUUGAUUUGUAUGCAACAUAAAAUUGUGCUAACAAAAAGAUAAGUAUGAGGCAAGUGAUUUACAUGUUCUGAACAUGGGUCUAACUUGCUGCCCCUGUGAAGCCUAGCUAAAGCAACUGCAAAAAAAGAAGAAAAAAAAGACCAAUUUAAGCUCACAAAAACACCUCUCUUACUGUGCAGUAUUUACUCCUUUACUGCUGGUCUGAUAACAGUUAAGAUCACGGCAAUUUUAUCCACCAAGAAGAAGUUAUGACCUUAAAUCAGCUGAUCCAAGAUGCAAGAGAGCCCCCCCCCCUAAACACCACCACCCGAACCCCAUCCUGAGAGUACUUAUGUGUCCGUCAAUCCUUGUGCUUAGUGGUCAAUGUUUACAACCCGCCAAGAGAACCGUAGAAAACACUGGAGAAACUAGACCAGGUGGACCUGUGUGAUAGACUUUCAUCGUUUGCCUGUGAGGAGACAGCACACGAACGCACUGCGCUGUAGGUUUGUGAACUAGCGAGGACAGAGCUCUGCCUGUGUAAAUGAUGUACAUUUAAUUGAACCGAGGCUCAGGUCAGUAUUCACGACUCAAGACAUUUCUUUGCCAGAGAAAUUAAGAUAAUCUACCGCCGCGAUUGUGUGAAAGGCCUCAAGACUUAAACGUUGCUCUUAUGCAUUUGCAUUUUUACCUCUAUACAAAGUUUACAUAGUCCUUUAGAUGCUUAGUAAAUGUUAUGACCCUGCAGCCUUGGGAAAGCAUUCACAGUUCAACUGUGUAUGUGCCCCCCCCCCCCAAAAAAAUGCACAGUGAGUCUCUUUCUGACAGCUAGAUUGUUUUAAUUGUUUUGAUUUUUUAGUUAGUUCUUAAAAAGUUGGGAUGUGAGUUUUUGCCUCUGAGCGAAGAAUCAUGAACAGAAACUUCUGUGGUGGAUGUCUAAUGAACGUACUGCCGCUGACUCCUGAGGAGGAGCUUUACAUGUCAUUUGCUUCCUUCCAUACUCACCACUAUUCCCAUUCUUGAACCAGCUCUCUCUCUUUCUGUCUGUCUGUCUGUCUGUCUCUCUCUCUGUCGGUCUCUCUUGCUGUCUCUCUCUCUCUCUCUCUCUCUCUCUCUCUCUCUCUCACUGUCUGUCUGUCUCUCUCUGUCCAUCUGUCUCUCUCCCUGUCUGUCUGUCUGUCUGUGUUUCUCUCUCUCUCUCUCUCUCUCUCUCUCUCUCUCUCUCUCUCUCUCUCUCUCUCUCACUGUCUGUCUCUUUCUCUGUCUGUCUCUCUCUCUCUGUCCAUCUGUCUCUCUCCCUGUCUGUCUGUCUGUCUGUCUCUCUCUCUCGCUCUCCCACUCUGUCUCUCUCUGUUUGUCUCUCUCUCUCUGUAUCUGUCUGCUCUCUCUCUCUCUCUAUGUCUGUCGCUCUCUCUCUGUCUGUCUGUCUCUCUCUGUCUGUCAAUUCAAUUCAAUUCAAUUCAAAUGGCUUUACUGGCAUGACCUAACGCUGUACAUAUUGCCAGAGCAUGGGUUCAAACACUGAAAAAGCUCAACAAUAAUUGGAAAACAUAUUGAAAACAAACACACUACAGCAAAGACACACAGUACAAAACAAAACCAAUAUACUGUCAUCAAGUAGAACAGCAACAAUGUGUGUCAGGUGACUGUCACUCACUGUGCCUCGCUUUAUGGCAGGCAGCAACAUAUACUGCUGCUGACUUACACUCACUGUGCCCCACUUUAUGGCAGGCAGCAACAUAUACUGCUGCUGACUUACACUCACUGUGACUCACUUUAUGGCAGGCAGCAACAUAUACUGCUGCUAACUUACACUCACUGUGACUCACUUUAUGGCAGGCAGCAACAUAGACUGCUGCUUACUUACACUCACUGUGACUCACUUUAUGGCAGGCAGCAACAUAUACUGCUGUUGACUUACACUCACUGUCCCUUCACUUUAUGGCAGGCAGCAACAUAGACUGCUGUUAACUUGCAGCUCUUUGGGUCUUCCCCUAGUAGGACUGGUAGUUUUUCUUCAUCUGGUAGGUUGAGAAAACCUUCUGUUAUUAGUUGGAAUUGUUUAAAAUGUGCAUCUCUAACAUGUUUAUAUUGUCCACAUGUGGUGAGAAAGCGUAGCUCUGUUUCAGGCUCACUGAGGGUGCAGUGAUGAUGAUGAUGAUGAUGAGGAUGAUGAUGAUGAGGAUGCAGUGACAGCACAGCCUUCGCUCUGCAGGGGCAGGUCUUCCUGUGUCUCCCCUUUUCAAUAGCCAGGCUGUGCUCACUCAGUCUGCACACAGUCAGGGUUGUUUUUCAUUGUUGAUCAGUCACCAUGCUCACAUAACCUGCUAUGGUGUCCAGUCCAUGUAGAGCCAGACAGCACUGCAUUUUGCUCUGUGUUUUUGUCUGUGUUUGCCAAUGUGUGAUGUAGUUUUGUUUUAACUGUUUGGUAAUGUGAUUGGGUCUGACUGGUGACAUGUUGUUAAUAGAGCAGGUUUGUGCUCUCAGCCUUAGGACCAGUUGGGUAAGGGGGUUCCUAUUACGAUUCAGCUCUUGGCACUGCAGGGCUUGGUGAUGAUACGAGAGCGAGAGGGGGUCACUUAGUUUUAGAUGUGUCCAAAAGUGAAUUGCUCUUUUUUGUAUGUUUAGUAUUAGUGGGUACUGGCCUACUUCUGCCCUGCAUGCAUUGUUUGUAGCUUUCCUCUGGACAUGUAGGAGGAUCUUACAGAACUCUGCAUGCAAGGUCUCAAUGGGGUGUUUAUCCCAUCGAGUAAGUAUUCUGUCUCUGUCUGUCUCUCGCUCUGUUUUUAUAUAAACCAGUCUUAUAUCAUGUAUAGAGGAUAUUAUGGUUUGCUCCACAGUACCUCCGUGGAAGACCGAGGGGCUUACAUGCUGCAGCAUCGCUGUGAAUUCGCUGCUGCAGUCCACUUUGUUCCAGCAUGUGCCAUUUAACAGCAUUCUUUUGAAACCCGUGCCCCUUUGCACAAAAACCCUCCAGCAUCCAGGGAGAGAAACGACCUCGCAUCCCCUGCGUGGUCAGCUCCCUGGUGUGCUCACAAAGCCAACAGCCGGCACGGGGGGGGGGGGGGGGUCCUCCGGUGCGUGUGAGCGCACGCACCACUCGCGGCCUUGUCGAUACAGAUAUGGGGAGAGAAAACGCAACAGCUCGAAAAACCUGUUUGUUUCUCAGUGCGAUCCUCCGUGAAAGUUUCAGCAGAGGAAAUGACAUCAGUAGGUGAUGCAAGACACCCCCCCCCCUCCUCAUUUGCUCCUCUUUAGCAGCUUGGGUAUGGUCAGGCGGGCAGUGAUGAAACAUGGAAAGAAUUCCUUUUUGGGAGGAGAAGCUUGUACGCCAAUAAACAUUCACUCACUCUCUCUCUCUUAAACUUUCUGUCUGUGUGUCUGCCUCUCUCUGUCUCUGUCUCUGUCUCUCUCUCCCUCGCUCUCUCUCUCUUCUCGCAGUUGCCUCAGACAGUUCUGGACUAAUUCUUGACCAUGAUAUCAUACAGUCUGGCACACGAAUGGGAUGAUCUGUCAUUAAAAGAGUGUAGUUUGUGAUACCAGUAGUUUAUUUUACAGGAGGCCCUCAGCCAGAUGAACGGUAGAUGAAUGGUUGCGACACAAGCCUUGGCAGGCAGGCAGGGUCCCUCAUAACCACUAGUAGAUUUGUCGAAAUUAAACAAAAUCAAUUAACUGAAAACAGAGUUGAAUGACGAGCAAGUAGCAAGUGUGGUUAUAUAAUUUCUAUUCCCUCAAAAUAGGUUUGUAUUGCAGUGAUCUACCUACCUAUCUCAUCCGUGCUGCUGUUGUAAUUGUCCCAUGUUCCAGCUCAGGUCUCUUGGUUUUCACAUAUAGGCCUAUAAGCUUUGCAAGAGUGAUAACUCAACCUUUUGACUCCUCGUCCUCAUGUCCACUUUAUAUAAUAAAGUAACAUCUA